This is a messenger RNA of Brassica napus (rape), 1318 nucleotides long. RefSeq names its product DNA-directed RNA polymerase II subunit 7. The coding region runs from base 556 to 1089 and encodes 177 amino acids. The transcript has 6 exons. Gene Ontology annotation, biological process: transcription initiation at RNA polymerase II promoter; positive regulation of translational initiation; DNA-templated transcription. The record is from RefSeq and is a predicted model, not a curated record. Gene Ontology annotation, molecular function: single-stranded DNA binding; translation initiation factor binding; single-stranded RNA binding. Gene Ontology annotation, cellular component: RNA polymerase II, core complex; P-body. Lineage: Eukaryota; Viridiplantae; Streptophyta; Magnoliopsida; Brassicales; Brassicaceae.
AAUGAUUUUAUAAAUUUAUUAAAAUAAUGUUAUUAAAAGUUAAAUUCUUAAUAUUUUAACUCAGAAAACAAGAUUUUGAAAACAUGUUUCCCUUAAAUUCUUAGAAUUAUUAUAUUAUUUUAUUUUCAUAGAUUUUCACAAUAUACAAAAAAAAAUUAUAUUUUUUUCCAAAUUUAGCAUAUCUCUCUAACUUAUAAAAUCAACAAACUCUAUAGAAAUUUAAAUCUCGCUAACCCACCCUAAAUUAAUCAUUUGGUUGGACUUAAAAGUCAAUCUGCAUUCAAAAAAGUUAAAUGGUAAAACCACCUUCACAAACAAAAAAAGCCAUAUGAACGGUCCAGAUCGCAACUGGCUUUUGUGAAAAAAGCAAAAAAAAAAACAAAGUUGCGAUCUCAACCGUUCAUCUGAUUAUAAUCUGACAGUUUAUAGAGAUCAAGGUUUCUUUUAAAUAAGGCCGCGUUGAUGGUUUCUUUCAGAGGUGUCGAACAAAGAAAGAAGUAGGUCUCGGAGACAGAAGCUAGAGAGAGCGACAGAGAAAAAAAACUCAAAGAAGAGAUGUUUUUCCACAUAGUAUUGGAGCGAAACAUGCAAUUACACCCACGUUUCUUUGGUCGCAACCUUCGUGAAAACCUCGUCUCUAAGCUCAUGAAAGACGUCGAGGGCACUUGCAGUGGGAGGCAUGGGUUUGUAGUGGCGAUCACUGGAAUAGAGAGCGUAGGCAAUGGAUUGGUCCGUAAUGGGACUGCUUUCGUCACCUUCCCCGUUAAAUACCAGUGCGUCGUUUUCAGACCUUUCAAAGGCCAGAUCUUCGAAGCCGUUGUAACUCUCGUCAAUAAGAUGGGAUUCUUCGCUGAAGCUGGGCCUGUUCAGAUAUUUGUGUCCAAGCACUUGAUACCAGAUGAUAUGGAGUUUCAGGCUGGAGACAUGCCUAAUUAUACAACAUCUGAUGGAUCAGUUAAAAUCCAGAAAGAAUGUGAAGUGAGACUAAAGAUUAUUGGCACCAGAGUCGAUGCCACUGAAAUCUUCUGUGUGGGAACCAUCAAAGACGAUUUUUUGGGAGUCAUAAACGAUCCUGCAGCAGCCGCAUAGGCAAAGUCUCAGGCCGGCUUCGAUUCUUGUCUUCCUUCUUUUACAGAAGAUGUCAUGUGACUAAGUUGUAUAAUAGUCCCAUGGAUGUUUAUCCUGAAUCAUUGGAACUUGAUCGUAACCAAUACUUGUCGGAUGUAACUUCAUUCGAGUUUGGUGAACUUUGUUCAUGUUGUUGCAAACUGUUGUUCUUAUUGUUUAUAUUGGAAACAAUAUUUGGCUCUAAAAAGAG